Amoebophrya sp. A120 is the source of this 3192-nucleotide messenger RNA. NCBI's taxonomy places the organism in Eukaryota, Dinophyceae, Syndiniales, Amoebophryaceae. The record is from the annotation of a GenBank genome assembly.
CCUCGAUAGAUUUUGCCUUGUAUUCUCCAAAUCCAAACAGGUUUUGCGUUUUGGUUUCCUAAUAAUGCAGCAGCGUCUUGUGGCGUAUAGCUACAGUAUCACUUUGUGCUAGUCACAGCCUGCUCCAGGAAGCCGAAGCAACGAAAAAAUAUGGUGCGUUCGAUGUACAAAACUCACAAAAUGUCCAACGACUAAGGCUUUGCAUUUCAUCAUGGGUCUUCAACGGGAGUUUUGUCUGCCCAAAGGUCCCCCGCCCAAAGGACCGCCGUCGUCGUCGCCCCCCUCUGCGCCACCGUAUUUGCAGCCGCCCCCUGCGAUAGAGACUGUGAAAAAUGCAGCGGGUCCGGCCGCUGGCCAUCCGUCGUCGCCGGCUCAGGUCCAGGAGAUAACUGAAUCCGUUGGUAGCAAGACCGCUGAUGCUAGUAACAUGAAUCGCCCGGUAAAAAAAAUUGAAGCUACUUCCGCCACCACCAUGGCCAGCUCUUUAGUGGAUGUGGAGGUAGGGGGAGAGGCAAAAGAAUCUGACCUGGCUCCCAUCAGCCUCUCUGCCGAGCAGUGGACGAAAAACCGGCGCGGUAGCAAAAGCAAAAAAACGGCUCGCAAAAGCAGCAAGAAGAAGAGUGCAGACCUUGUCGAGAAGAGUACAACUCGUGCGGUUGGUCAGGAUGAAGAUAAUGAGAUCACAUAUGUUGACAUCAAAAGCAGAAAUAGUCAAGGAGGACGCGGCACGUCGGCGGAUGCAGAUACAACUGUCUUACCAAACAAAGCAGCGAAGGAAGACGAAGAGGAGUUAGAACGAAGCGGAAGUUUUGCAACUACUACCCAUUAUACCCUACAGUCGUUGUCCCUCGGGUUCGAUUUAGACACACUGGAUAUCGAUUUGAAUGCGCCGCACACUCUUGCUGACAAGUUUUGCAGAAACGGGAGCAAAGCUAAAAGAGUAAGAAAUGCGCUCAGUGGUGAAGAUGAUCGCAAUUUAAUCGCCGCGGAGGAAAAUCCUACAGAAGAAGGCGAGAGAGGGCUGCGGACCGACGUUGCAGACGGGAAAUGUGGGCAGUCGGAGCGAGACUGUGGUGGCAAUGUGAAGAAGGAAUCUGUUCCUGAGCAAGUUCAAGCUACUCCAAGACUCGAGGUAAAAAUUUGUGCUUCUAAUUUACUCAUUUCCAUUACGAAGUAUCAGAGAAUUCGGUCAACAACUACGGCGCACCUAUCUGAAGAGAUGAGGAGUUUUUGGGGCAAAGAGAGAGAGAUGAUCCAUGAUUUCUAAAACACUUCAGCCCGUACUGUCAGAACAUUGUGAUGUCUCUUUGAUAAAAAAUCCCGCCAGCUUCCGCUGCCAUACACCACACGUUCGUUUCCGGAAUCCAACGAGCUGCAAAACGUGGCUUGCUACGAAAACUAUCAUCCCGACGCCGUCCUGCCGUGGUCGUACACUAGUAUGGCCGCAACGUCUUCCACCGCGAAUAAUCACAUAGUGAACACAAGCAGUCGCGAACGCGAUGUGGUUUUCUCGUCGACGAGUACUUCGGCUGUUCUCUCCGAUCAUACCACGACCACUGGCAACAACAAGACUGGCAACAACCUGCAGAUCAGUGGCCCCAGUAGCUCUAUCUCCACGUCCGCGCGGCACUCCCAAAAGUCGCAAUCGAGCACCGCAUCCAUGCUCAUGUUUGAGGAACAGGAAGCAGCACACGAAAAUCUUCGCAACCAUUCGCAACCAACUGGUUGUACUUCGCAAAACACAAGGAACUGCUCUGGAGGCAGUACACAACAACAGCAUCAGCGCAGCGACGGUGGACCACUACAACACGCAUACGAUUUAUUGCCAAAUUACAACAAGUACAAUUCUAACCCCGGAGGUAGUUGUACGACGGGUGGCCCCGCAACAUCCUUCUCCCGCACGGGCUCGAGUAGUGGCGCAGAUUUCGAGGACACAGUGCGGACGCUCUGGAAGUGGCAACAGCAGGUCAGCAAAUUUUCUCUGGAGACGCUGUUUUACGUGUUUUACCAAUUGGUCGACGACAUUAUGCAGGCGUACGCGGCGGAGGAACUGUAUAAUCGCGGUUGGAAAUACCACGUCGAACGAGAGCGGUGGUUUUUCAAGCGAAAAACCGUGAAAAACAGCGUCGUCAGAAACGACUUUCGGGAUGAGGAUUCUGCCAUGGUGCACGAUGACCAAAAUCAACAAUAUCCGUACAACCAAAUGCAGGAGCACCAGCGCACUUUUGCUGCUUCUGCUUGUUCAUCAUCUUUCUCUAGUGCUACAAGCUGGGAAAUACAUCAUUGUGCUCAACAGCAUCAGACAAACCAACAGCAGCAAAUGCGCAGGGGCUUUGGUUCAGCAUCGCAGCCGCUAAACGUGAGCUACAGCAGUAGCUCGUUUGGAAGCGCCGUGGCAAAGGAGCAGCAGGAGUGGGAGUGGAUUACGUGGGAUUACUUAAACUGGUGCGAGCAGAAGGUCCUAGUGUACGAGAAGUACGUGGAGAGAUUUGUCAAUUACAGCGGUGAAGAAGACGAAAACGAAAAUUCUGCCACAACUACAGCACUACACCCGCCCGGAGUAGACAGAAAACUGGCAAAUCAAGAGCAAAAUCCUACUUCUAGUAGCCGUAGUACAACCACCAGUAGGAAAGAUAAGCCCCACCAAGCCACGCACUUCUACGUUAUCCCCAACACGAUGCAGGAGUUCGUGAGAGAAUUUUUGCCGGCAGAAGCCACGCGCGUCGGCGCGGUCGUAUAAGGGAAUUUUGUGGAAAGGCGCGGUGCUACUUUGUGGCCUCGAUAGCGGCAUCCUACUGCCUCGUUGGACGUGGUCCGUCUAUGUCAAAAUUUAGUGAUUACAACUGUCAGAAACUAUAUCUCCUUUGAAUUUUUAUCAGAUAAAAAUUCAAAGGAGAUAUAGUUUCUUGUUCUCUUUGGCCGAAACCGAAUCGAUAACGAAACAAACGGCGCAAACCUAACAAAGUAAAGAGUUGAUAUCUAGUGAUUCGGAAAUACUCAAUCCAGUGUAAUGCUGCCCCGCGAACUUUUUUUCAUACUAGAGAAACUUCCACGCUCGUAGAUGAACAGACAACUGCACACACCUAUUCUGCGCAACAAUUGACUUUCUUAGAAACCGCACAAUCUUCCAGUAUUCUGCAAUCGCGUUUUGAAAAGAAUAAAGAAUCAAUUUACUCGCCCAAGUAUUUGAAU